Messenger RNA from Amoebophrya sp. A120, 957 nucleotides. The record is from the annotation of a GenBank genome assembly. Lineage: Eukaryota; Dinophyceae; Syndiniales; Amoebophryaceae.
AUGGCUUUGCGACGCGUCGGUGCUGCUGGCAAGGGCAAGCAGAAAGAGCUUACCGAGGAGCAGAAGCAGGAAAUCAAGGAAGCCUUCGAUCUUUUCGAUACCGAUGGCUCCGUACUGAUUUUCUUUUCGUUUUUCUGAAAGUGAAAAAAGAAAAACUUUUUUUCAUGCAUGAUGAAUCGAUUUUGAAUGCCAAAAAAAUGACCGACCUUCACUAAAACAGGGUUCCAUCGAUGCUAAGGAGCUGAAGGUUGCCAUGCGCGCCUUGGGCUUCGAGCCGAAGAAGGAGGAGAUUCAGAAGAUGAUUGCCGAUGUCGAUGACGAUGGCAGCGGGUAUUCAAGUUUGACAUGGUUUGAAGAUGCAAAGAUGAUAUUGGAUUUUAUGGAAAUGCGCGAGUACACGCGCUACUAUCUUUCAUUUCAUGACUACUAUUCAAAACUACAGUUCCAUCGAGUUCGAGGAAUUUUUGAAGAUGAUGACCCAGAAGAUUCUGAACCGUGACCCGAAGGACGAAAUUCUGAAAGCCUUCCGCCUCUUCGACGAUGAUGAAACUGGUACUGAUUCAAUUUGGUUGCUUCAUACUUGAUAGCAAGUGCCUAAUUUAAUAUUGCAGGAGCUUGUAUUGCAUUUGCAUACAAAUGCUUAUACCAAUUCCAAUUAUUCCUGUGCAUCUGCAUGACGUGUAAUCAUUUGCAUAGCCAUAGAUGCAGUUGCACUGUGUUUUAGUUUUUCCCAGUGGGGGCGGGGCGCGCGAGUGGGGGGGAUAAAAAUUGGUUUAACAUUCAUUACCCACAGGUAAAAUCUCCUUCAAGAACCUGAAGCGGGUCGCGAAGGAGCUCGGGGAGCGCAUGACCGACGAGGAACUGCAGGAAAUGAUCGAUGAAGCCGAUCGCGAUGGCGAUGGUGAGGUCAACGAGGAGGAGUUUUUGCGCAUCAUGAAGAAGACCAACUUGUUCUAA